AUGGGCGCGGGGAGCUUCCGUGCGUGCUUCUUUCCGCACAGCGGAAUGGUGGCGGGGGACUGGGACCCCGAGGACAUGGCGGAGCGCUCGGAGCGCAUCCACCGCCUGCGGAACAGGCGGAUGAAGGGGGCAGGCGAAGGGGGAAUGGCGGAGGAAGGGGCGGAAGAUUCGCAAGGGGAACUGGGUAGUGGGGAAGCUGGGGGGAGCUCCGGGAAAUUGUCGCGGAAGCGGGGAGUAAGACAAGGCAACGGUAACAAGAACGAAGCAGACAGGAAAGAGCAGGGAACAGCUAUUGGCGGUGGAGAUCCGAAUAGCGAGGAAGCUAAUAACGAGGAUGACCAAGGCAGCGAAGAGGGCAUGGCGCUAGACGAUGAAAUCCGCGAGCCGAGCUCGCUGAUGGAAGCGAUAGCGAUUAGGCGGUCCCUGCAGCGAGCACAGGGUGGAGAGGACGCAGAGAGGGGCGAGGAGGAGGACGCAGGGAGGGGCGACUGUGGCGAGAGGGAGAAGGGCGGAGCGCGUGAGAGAGGGGGAAGAGAGGGUGAGAGGGAGAGGGAUGAGCGCGGGGGAAGGGCGACUAGGAUUCAGGGCUUGGGGAUUUCAGGAGUGGAGAGAAGGGGGGAGGGCGUGACGGAAGGAGAGCGAGAGGAGGUACGGGGAAGGGAUGGAGAGAGGGAGAAGGAAGGGGGAGGGCACAGGGAGGGGAUGGGGUGCGAGAGGAGGAGGAGCAGGAGCGGCAGUGGGAGUGUGCGAAGCAGUCUGUGUAGCAUAGAGGAGGACGAGGGGGUUACAGGUGAUGGUAGCACAGCUCUUUCCACUCAUUCUCGAGACGUCUUUUCCAGCCACCCUGCUGCCAGUAGCGCAUCUGACACUAACGAGUUUCCAGUGGCGAAUGAUACGCCACUCAUGAACCUGGGAGGAAUGUCGGGUGAUAAGGAAGGACAGGAAGGCACCCAAGGGCAGGUAGGUUCGGAAGGGACGGAAGGGGCGGAAGGGCAGGUGCCACCUGGGGCAGGGCGUAUUGCUGAAGGGCGGUUCCCGGACAUGCCGCCAGCAGGGCACGUGCGGGGCCGAGGAGGGAGCGAGGGAGCUGAGCUGGGUGGCUUUUCACCUGGCAGAUCACCUGGCAGAUCACCUGGCAUGUCGCCUGCGUUUUCACCUGGGCACCCGGCUUCGCCAACUCCUGCGUUUUCACCUGGGCACUCACCCUCCCGUACCCCUGCUAGAUCGCCCCUCCGGCCUCCUCGCCCGUCUCGGUCAUCAUCCCUGUCAGAAGGGAGACUGGAGGUGAAGCCAGAUGGUCGCACAGCUAUGCCGUCGCACCCCUCGCCAAACAUUCCCGUGUCCAAGUCUGGAUUUGAUCUUCCCCCUGCCGCGCACUCGUGGGCACCCGCCACCACCUCACACGCCUCCCCUCCUUCCUCUCGCUUCCAGCCUGGUCCUUCCCUUACACAGAAAGAGCAGCAGCAGCAGCAGCAUCACCAUUCCAAGUCACUUUUAGACGGGGCAAGCACCGCCCUAGAUGCCAUGGUGACUGUAAGGAGGGUUCCCAGAGUCCCAGGAGGCAAAGGGGGUUGGAGGGAAGCUGCUUCUGCAGGAGGAGACGAUUUCGGGCUCGGAGCCUCAGGAGGUUCGGCAGGGUCAGGCUCGGGUCUCCGAUGCUCGGUUCUCCACUCCCGGUCGUUCCGAGGAGGUUCGGCCGGAGCUGCGAUGGCUGCAGCUGCUGCAGUGGCAGCAGCAGCUGUAGCAGGUGGGGGUGGGGCAACGGGUGCUAACAGCCCGUUGCUGCAGGCUAAGAGAAGACAGGCAGGAUCAAGUUCUAUGAGGGGGAAGAGCUUAGCAGCACUGGAUUUUGAAAGGAUACUGGCCAGUGGGGGAGGUGAGAGGAGAGGGGGCGGUGAUGGUGGUGGUGGCGCUAUUGGUGGUGGCUUGGGUGGUGGUAUGGGAAGAGGAGUGGAUGGAGAGGGGGAGGAUUCGGAGUGGGAAGGGAGAUUGGAGCUCGAGGAGUGGGAGAGGGCGAGUGGGAUUGGAGUGAGGGGGAUUGGAAAGAGGGUCAGUGGAGUGAGGGAGGCGGGAGUGAGGGAGGAUAAGGCAGGAGGUGAAGGGCUUGGGGAGGAGGAGGUUCGAAGACCACCAGGGGACGCACUGUUGCUUCCAGCAGAGGCUGGCCAGUCAGCAUUCGAGGGGGCAAUUUUUGAGUUGACCCAAAAGGUUGGGGAGGAGGAGGUUCGAAGAUCACCAGGGGAAGCAGUGCUGCUUUCAGCGGAGGCUGGCCAAUCAGCGUAUGACAGGGUGGGUGGGGGACUUGGAUGGGAGACUCUGGGGGAAAAACGUGAUGCAGGGAGUUUGCAAGGGGGAGAGAGGAGUCUGCAAGGGGGAGGGGAGAGUUCGCAAGUGGGAGGGGGGAGUUUGCAAGGGGGAGGGGGGAGUUUGCAAGGGGGAGUGGGGAGUUCGCAAGGGGGAGGGGGGAGUUUGCAAGAGGAAGAGGGGAGUUUGGCAGUGCAGGCGUGUGGAAGCAGAGAGGAGAUUUCUUAUGGGGCGCCUCAAAAGUCGUCUGCUGCGUGUGAGGGGAGUGAGAGUGGAGGCAGAGAGGGAGGAGGCGAAGUGCAAGGCGUGGUGGAGGAGGAAGAGGAUGAAAAGAGUAGGGAGAGAAGGGAGAGGAGGGAGAGGAGGGAGAGGAGGGAGAAGAAGGAGAAGGAGAGGAAAGAAAGAAGAGAGAAGGACGGAGAGAAGAGGGUGGAAAAAGAAGCAGGGACUGCAGGGAUUGGAGGGGAAGAGGGAGGAGCAGGCCAGGUAGUGGGGGGAGUGAGGGAGGGAGAGGGGGGAGUGGGGGAGGGAGAGGAGAGAUUGGUGGGAGGGGAAACGGAGAGGGACGGGGACAGGAAGGAUAGGGAUGAGGUGGAGGGCGGUGGAGAGGCAGAAUCAUCGGAAGGUGUGAUAGAGUGGACCAAGCUAGGAGUCGUGAAAGGGAGGGAGAAGAAGAGGGAGAAAGAGAGAGAGCAGGAGAGGGGGACAAGGAGAGAGAAAGAGAGAGAGAAAGGGAGAGAGAAAACAAGAGUGGGGGAGGCAGAGGAGGGGAGUGUAGCAGAGGGAGAGGGAGUAGCAGAGGCAGCCACCACUGAAGCUGGGCUGUCUGGAAAACUCACAGAGGGAGCAACUCCUGCUGCUGCUGUUAUGCCUGGUUUGCCUCGAGAUUUCACCAUGGCAGAUUUGGGCGCUUCUCCUGAGACGUCUCAACGGGGUGCUGCUGCUGUCAUGCCCGGACCCCUUACUGUUCCAGGCGAGGAACUGAGAGGAGUCAUGUCCCAAGGGAGGCCAGAGGUGGAAGAAGAAGCGGACGCUCAGGAGGGGAUGGUUUCAGAGCUCGUGUUCAAAGGCAAGAAGAUUCGAGUGAGAAGCGAGCAGGAGCAAUGCGAUGCUCACAGUGGCCGGGAGGUGCUGGCCGAGCAGCGCGAGCAGGGCGAGCAGGGCGAGCAGACCUGUGAGGCGCCUCAAAAGCAGGCAGAGCAGGGCAGACAGGAUGAUGAGCAGGGCGAGGGCGACCCUAUGACAGGCGGUCUCCAAGCCCCUCAACACGAUCCCCACCUGCCUCCUCUCAACACGGUUCAGCCCACCGCUCGCCCCACCAGUUCUGGUUUCCAGUUCCGCCCUCUACUCCUCUCAGCCCCCUCCGAUUCCCCAGGCCCCUCAGGCCCCCCGGGUUUCGCAGGCUUCUCAGGCUCGUCCCAGCGCUCUGCUCCCCCCACACCCUUUGGCUUCACCGGCACCAGCAGCAGCAGCGGCGGCGGCGGUGGCGGUGGUGGGGGCGGUGUGAGUGGUGUGAGAGAUGGGCAGCACUGGGAUCAUCAUGGGCCUUCAGGUGCUGCUGCUGCUGCUGGGGGUGGGUUUCUAGCAGGGGGUGCAGCAGGGAGCAGCAGUAAGUGGCAGUGUGGUCAGGAGUUUGGGCCGAUAGGGGCGGCUAGAGUGAGGGCUCAGAGGUGUAGGGAGCACUGGACUCUGCUCUUCAUGGAUCUGCUCGAUCUCAUGCUCAAACGGACGGCUGGAGAUGAGUCUGUGGACGAUGAGGGUGAUCUGAUGGUGAAUCGGACGGCUGGGGAUGGGUGUGUGGGUGGGGAGGGGGGUGGUGGUGGUGUAGGGUGGGGGCAUGAGGGGAAGCGAUGGGAGGGGGGUCAGGAUGAGUGGGUGACUGAGGAUGCUUGUAAGGGGUAUAAGAGGGGUGACGAAGGGGAGGAGGGUAGAGAGGAGGUGUAUAGGGAAGGUGGGUUCAGUCUGGCUCGGAUGCGGCCUGACAGCUUUGGCGGCAGCAGCGGCAGGCUCGGCAGCAGCAACGGGAGACUCGGGUCGAUGGUCCGAGCCUCGUCAUCAGCUGCGGCACACCGGGACUUCGAGUGGAUCUGUGAGAAAUUCCGAAGCGCAACGGAGCUCUCUGAUAGGCUGAAAGAGCGCCACGUCAGCGAGGCGUUUACUGUAGCACUGGCUGUGUGGUUGAGGUUCUGGGAGCAGUGGGGGGACGGGCCUCCCGAUUGGGCAGAGGAGGAGGAUGAGGGGGAGGUUCUGCUGGAGGAAGGAGAGGAGGGAGAGGAGGGGGAGGAGGGGGAGGGGUAUGGGGAGGAGCAUAUGGAAAGGAUCCCUUCAGGUGCUUGGUUGAGUAGUGAGGGAAGGGGAGGAGGAGGGGGAGAGGGAGGGGGAGGAGGGGGAGGAGGGAGUAUAGGGAGGCAGAGGUCGUUAGGCUGGGUUGAUGAGGAGAGGACUGGGAUAGGCUCGCCCGAGCCUUGGGCUCGUAGGGACAGCUUUGGGCGAGUGAGCCGAACCAACAGCAUCAACCGAACCAACAGCAUCAACCGGACCAACAGCAUCAACCGAACCAGCAGCAUCAGCCGAACCUUCAGCCGAACCAGCAGCCGCGGCGGCCUCACAACGGCCCGAGUGAACAGCAGAGGGAGCAGUUUGCGCGAGGGGGGAAGCAUGAGGGAGGGAGGGGGACUGCUGCGCCUCUCCUCAACUAUCUCCUCCACCACUGCCCCUGAACUAGCAGACCUAGCAGGGUUGGGAUUCGCACGCAUUCAAGACGAUCUGGCUGAAGCUGCUGUUUUGCUGGCAGGGGUGGGGCCGGGGUCUGGGAGAUGGGAGGAGACGGGUGGGGCGAAUGAGGAGGGGAGCGGCGUAGUGUUAAGUGGGAUGGAGGAAGGGAAGGGGAAAGGGGGAAAGAGUGGUGGUGGGUUGGCCGGGCCUGUUUCCCGCCCCCAACGGUGGCUCAGCAUGGAAGCUGGUGCUGCUGCUGCUGCUGCCGGUGCCUAUGGCAGUGGUAUCGGGGGUAGAGGGGCAGGAGAGCGUGAGGGGGACGAGGAGGAGGAGGAGCAGGAGGGGGCGUAUGGGAAGUCGCUGACAACAGCAGCAGUGGAAGGGGGCAGCGGCCGCAUGGCCUAUGCAGGCGAUGGGAGGGGGCGAGGAGCGGGCAGAGGCAGAGGCAGAGGCGGGGAGGAGGGGGCGGGGAGAGGGGCAGAGGGGCGGCCUGUGCUGGCAGCACCUGCAGCAGCGGCGGUGCGUGUGUUUGUGUGGGAUCCAGAGGGCAGCAUUCAGGAGCAGCUGGUUAGCAUGGCUCUCUGCUGCGACCUGCGCGCUGCUGUCCCUGCUCUCCCUGCUGCUGCUCCCGCUGCUGCUUCCGCUGCUGCUGCUUCCGCUGCUGCUGCUUCCGGUGCUGGUGAUGAUGGUGCUGCCGGUGCUGGUCUUGAUGGUGCUGAUGGGGGUAGCGUCGAUUUCGCCCAAGAAUCUGCUGGCGCAUCAGUAGCAGGAGCAGCAACCCAAACAGCACCGCCAGCAGCAGCAGAGCGGGGGUACACGGACCUGUUCCUUGCCUCGCGCUGCCACCACGACAACAUACUCGUUUUUGUCGGCCUCGCUGCAGCGCUGAGCGUGUGGCGCCCCGCUACAGCCGCCCUCAUUCUCCUCCGCCUGCUCGACCGCAUCGCCUUCUUCGAGCUACAGCUGGAGCGAGAGCAGGCUGUAGCGGCAGCUGUAGCAGCAUCAGCCACAGCAGCCGCUGCUGCUGGUGCGUCUGGUGCAGCUGGUGCUGGUGCCGCUGCUGCUGGUGCUGCCGGUGGUUAUCAGAGGCUAGGAUUGGCUAGGCGUGGCAGUGCAGGUGCAGGGGCGUCAGGAGCAGGGUCUGUGAGGGGUUCGCCUCGUGCUGCUGUGCCUGUGUCACGGUCCUUUGCACCUAUCGGUCACAACCGCACACCCAGCAUGCAGUUAAUGCAGCAGCAGCAGCUGAUGCUUCUUCAGUUCAACCCAGACGCAGACGAACCUCUUUCUCACAAAUCCACCGCUCUGCACCCCUCGCACCGACCCCCCAGCUCGAGCUUCGGCGGCGCCACCUCCGGCAGAGGCUCGGAGACUAUGGCAGAGGUAGCACUAGCAGAAGGGCUUGCAGCUGCCACCCACUCGAGCCUGGAGGAACGGUGUGAGGAGCAGGAUCGGCUGUACCUACAGCUCAGCCUCGGCCCGGGCCUGCUGGGGAUGACCCUGGCGGCGACGAUGAGGGAACUUGAGCAUAUACACCCGGACGACAGCAUGGCAAUUGCGAGUCUAGCCCAGGAAUUAGGGUUAGACGAGGCGGCGUUUCAUGCCGCACUGAGGGCCGUUUCCAGUGGGAGGCUCAAGGCUGCUGGGUUCGAUCGGGUGAUUGGAAUGGUAUUUACAGGUAGAGGGGUUGAGUCGGUUACAAUGCGGUUUGCUAGGCUGGCUGCUGCGGUGAAAACGGCCCAGUUCUGGGGGUCUGGGGUAGGGCCUGGGGCGGUAGAGGGGGCCCAUCUCUCUCCCCUCUCCUCUCCUAAUACAGGAGGGAGGAGUGCUGGGGGAGCAGCGCAAGGGGGGAGGAGCGCAGGAGCAAGCAGUAGUAGAGGUGGGGGGACAGGCUCAGACGCUGCCGUCAAGGCGGAUCCAGAUAUUACCUCCCCUAGAGCAGCAGCAGCAGCAGCAGCAGCAGCAGCAGCAGCAGCAGCCAAAGCUGCCGGCUCUGAUCCUCUCUCCCCCUCUUCCACUUCCUCUCCUGCUCUCUCUGGUUCAACAGUUCCCUCAGCCUCCCCCUCCCCGUCUCUCUCCGCGGCUGCUCCUGGUUGGGCUGCUGCUGCCUUUGCAGUUGCCUCUAGUUGGGGCUCUGCGCUUGCCUCCCAGGCUAGUUCCGGAGCUGCAGCUGCGGCAGCAGGUUCUGGGAAAGGCUCGGCGGCAGGCUCGGUGGGUGGGUUGUGGGCGGCUGGCAGAGCAAGCGCUCCAGUGGUUGAUGCUGGACCAGGCGGUGCGUCAGGUGGUUCUUCAGGUGGUGCCUCAGGUGCCGGCAACAAUUCUGAUGCCACUGGUCCCAGCGCUGGUGGUAGUGGUGUCGAACUGGUAGCAAGGGAGGGGAGGAGACGGGGAGGGAGCGAAGGCGAGGUGGGAGCAUGGCUGAGUGAAGGGGCAGCAGAGGAGGGGCGGGAGGACGGGGAGGCGUUAUCUGGUGCGGGUAGAUCCAAGCCAGGGCACGCCCGGGGCAAGAGUGACAUUCCUACGCUGUGGCUGGGGGGAGGGAGCGGCACCAGCGGAAGUGGCACCCUUUCUUCCCCUUCUGCUGCUGCUGCUGCUGCAGCAGGGGGAGGAGGAGGGGCGAGAGGCUGGGCUGGAAGCUUCUUCUCCAGCACCCCCCACGGAAGCCCGAGAGGUGCUGGCAGUGCUGGUGGUGCUGGUGCUGGCGCAGCAGGGAAUUGGGGGGGAGCUGCUGGGAUGAGCCCAGGCGGGGGUCUAGGAGGGGGGAUGGGAGGCGGAGUGGGUAAGACUGGCACUGGCACCGGCAUGGGCACAGGCCUGGGCAGUGGCACGGGUACGGGCAGCAAGCCGUCGAGUGCGGUGUUCCUGACUCCGCGCACCUCCCAGCAGAACUCGUACGUGGCGGAGUUUGUGGAUGCAAUGCUGCGCAGCGAAGUGAUGCGCCGGCAGCACGCGUGGGCGUACGAGCUGCUGCUCAACUUCCUCAGGAUCAACAGCCGAGGGGCGCCCAUGGAGGAAAGAGAGCUCAACCUCUGCGCGCAGGUGCUACUCACCAAGUGGCUGGGCGAGGGCGAGGUGGGGGAGAUGGAGGAGAGGGCAGUUCACAAGAUUGAGGGAAUGGACGACCCGGGCGUGCAGGUGGGGUGGCCCAUGUGGGUGCGAGUGGGGCGCCUCGUGGAGCGCCAGUACGACCUGCCGCGCCUGCUGCACGCCAUGCAGAGCCUCUCCAUCUGGUUCAACUAUGACGUGAGUCUGCUUAUAACGGGGAUAGAUGGAUGCUUGUAA
Closterium sp. NIES-65 is the source of this 8298-nucleotide messenger RNA. The record is from the annotation of a GenBank genome assembly. NCBI's taxonomy places the organism in Eukaryota, Viridiplantae, Streptophyta, Zygnematophyceae, Desmidiales, Closteriaceae.